Molecule: messenger RNA, 837 nt
Organism: Didymodactylos carnosus
Lineage: Eukaryota; Metazoa; Rotifera; Eurotatoria; Philodinida; Philodinidae
Source: the annotation of a GenBank genome assembly
AUGUAUCCAACUAAACAGUAUCCCUCAUCGUCACCUCCAUCCUAUCAAGAUGCUAAUCCUGAUCAGCAAUUCUCUGGCUUCAAUUCUUUCGAACAACAACAACAUCAAUAUCAAGCAUCAACAACGGUAGAUGAUCGAAUGUCUAAGUUUCAAGGCAUUAUCAACAGAUAUGAAAUAAAUCGAGAUUUUGCCACAAGACUAAGAAACUUGGAAGGUUAUGAAAUUGUUUUUAUUGUGGACGAUUCUGGAUCAAUGAACACACCAUUGGGUGAUAUUACGGGACCAUUCGAUCGAAAUCCAUCAAGAUGGGAUGAAUUGAAACAAACUGUAUCAAUUGUUGUUGAUAUUGCAAGCGUUAUGGAUCCAGACGGCGUCGACAUUUAUUUUUUGAAUCGUCAACCACUAUUUCACGUUAAAAACUCAACAGAAUUAAUAACGACAUUUGCUGUACCACCAGCAGGUCCAACGCCCAUAGUUCCUAUUUUACGAAAAGUAUUACAGGAUAAACAAGCUGAAAUUGAAGAGCGAAAACUACUAAUUUUACUCGCUACCGAUGGUGUUCCAACGGACGAGGGAGGACGUCGAGAUAUUAAAACGCUUGAACAAGUACUCAGACGAGAAAGAAAUCCCAUUAGUCGUAUACCAGUAACGUUUAUUGCUUGUACAGACGAUGACGAAUGCAUAGGUUAUCUGAAUAAAUGGGACAAAAAUAUACCGUAUGUUGACGUUGUUGAUGACUAUAAAAACGAGAAAAAGGAGAUACAAAAUGUUCAAGGACGAAAUUUUCCAUUUAGUUUUGGUGAUUAUGUAGUUAAAAUAUUGAUGGGUACGUUGUGA